UUUUGUUCUGUCGUCGUCUCUACGUUUGUAUCUUGGAAAGUUCCGUGAGUCAGCUAUUGUUUUUGUCUGGACCAGAAACGUACGUAGCGAGACUAAAAAUAUAUAUUUUUUCUCUGACUUUUUGCCAUACACGAAGAAUGCUGUUUUAAGACGCCUUUGCCUUUUUUCGAUCACUGCUUUUACCACUUGAAGUGGUCUGUGAAAGAAGGCCUUGAGAUGACAAUGGUGACCAGGAAGAGAGGCAGGUCCUCAAACAGCUCCUGCCCCAGCAUGGGUGUACAGCUAUACAGCCCUGAUGUCACCGAUGAUGUAAAGCCAUCAUUUGUCGAAACAGAUACUCACAGAGACAUUUUAUUCGAGGACAGCAGUUCUCCCAGCGAGGACCUGGAGUUGUUUGGUUUGGAAGAUUUCAGCUGGGUGCUUGACAAGGAUGCGCUGCCUUCCCUUGGAGACAUCGAUACAUUGUGUGAGCUUAAAGAUGACGACGACUCCACAGAUCAACACUUUUCGGUGGGUGGGCAGAACUCGCAGAGGAAGUCAACGUUGGAUGUCUCAAGUCGUGGGAUGAACAAGAAUGCAAUUGCAGCCCGAAUUAAUCGCCUGAAGAAAAAAGAAUACGUCGGUGGCCUAGAGAAGAAAGUGGGUUUGCUGACAACAGAAAACCAGAUCCUCAAACAAGAAAAUGGACACUUGAACAAGCGAGUGGAAGAGUUGGAAAAUGAGACUAGGUACCUGAGAGCUGUUUUGGCCAACGACAGCAUGUUAGGUCAACUGUUAUCUAGAUUGAGCGGUGUGAACGGCAUGAAAUUUUCUACUUCACUUUUCCAGGGUUCAGAGACGAAUGACCACGACUAUGCCAUACCCAAAAAGAGGGUGAAGGCGGAAGAGGGACAAACGUCUGGUGGCGUCUGUUUGCAUGUGGACAAGGACCAUGUCUCUGUGGAAUUCUGCACUAAAUGUGCAGAAAGUGCGAGCGCAGCACUUAAAAUUUUUUCCCUAGGUGGUUGCCUGCUACCCAGGAUGAGAGGAUAUCUUGGCUCCGUGAUUGCAGUCAAGAGAUGAGAGGACAUCACAAACCGAUGUACGUUCCCCACUCCUUCCUUGAGAGAUGCAGAAGCUCCUUAGUCGAGAGAUAGAAUCUAUUUUGACUUAAGUGAAAUGCAGCACUAGUCUGUUUCUGUUCAUUUUUUGAGUUCUAUAAUUUUUUUUAAUUGUUUGCCAUAAACAGACAUGGACUUUGGGUUUCUUUUCUGUUGUGUAUAUAUUAAUUUAUCUAUGUGUGCUGCUUUGAUGACUUGAUGAAGUAGUCAAAAAGAAUGUUAGCUUAUGAAAAAUAAUCUAAUUAAGUGGUGUUUCUCAAAAGGCCUCUUCCUUACCUAAUCUGCAAGUUCAUGACAACACCAAAAUUUUCAUAUACAAAAUGAGAAAAAGAAAAAAAAAAAAUCUUGGUAAGCAAACUCCUUUUGAUGAAACAUCACUUUUUCCUAUGAGGACUGUUUUCAUUUGGCGAUUUUAUUUUUCCUUUAUGCUAAAGUGGAUAUGCUGUGAGAAGCUGAAGAAACGGGACCAGCAGCAGCCAUCUUGGCCCUGGUAUAUGUUAAAGGUAGUAUGUAAUCGGGUGUAAGUUCCAUCUUUGUGGUUAUCCAUUACACAUGAACAUGCUUUGUUGAGUGGAGAUCGCACAGUUUGUGUAUGAGACGGCAGUGCGGCAAACAUGCUGACAUAGUGCAACAUCAACACAACACUGAAACCAAUUAACAGUCUACCACCAUUCAGUUAUUUUGGACGGCCUUCAUAGUAAUAUGUGAAGUAGUAACUGGACAGGUUUAGAAAUCCAGUAGGUUUCAAAGCUUCAUGGCUACUCUUUAUGUGUGAAAUGUACACAUCUGUUCUGGGAACAAAUAAUUAUGUUUAAAGAAUGAUUUUGUUUGAAAAUAAAUGUAAUUUUCAGUA
Sardina pilchardus (European sardine) is the source of this 1953-nucleotide messenger RNA. RefSeq names its product CREB/ATF bZIP transcription factor (gene crebzf). Gene Ontology annotation, biological process: regulation of DNA-templated transcription. Gene Ontology annotation, molecular function: DNA-binding transcription factor activity, RNA polymerase II-specific; RNA polymerase II transcription regulatory region sequence-specific DNA binding. The transcript is spliced from 3 exons. The record is from RefSeq and is a predicted model, not a curated record. Bases 217 to 1062 code for a protein of 281 amino acids. NCBI's taxonomy places the organism in Eukaryota, Metazoa, Chordata, Actinopteri, Clupeiformes, Clupeidae. Gene Ontology annotation, cellular component: nucleus.